ACGCGCUCAGUAUGUUGCAUUGGAUCAAACAUGAUAUGUUAUUAUCUUAUGCACAUCAGAACUUGCGAUCAUAUCGCUGAUGUUGUUCGCUGAAUGAUGUUCGGUCUCGCGCAGAGGAAAGUCGGCGGCGCGCUGACGUCACCAGGGUUUAUUAGCGCCGCGCGGAGCCGCAGACGCCAGUCAGUCCCUCUCCACUCCCGCAUGGAUCCAGGACUCAUGUCUGGAAAUCCCAACCGGAGUAAAGGAUUCACCUGAAGAAGAACACGCGAGCGGUCUGCAGAAGAAAGCCUUUCCGUCUCUGUUUUCCUCCAUGUGAAGGAAAAGGUUGAGAGAUGAACGAGAGCGGAGCGCUCAAUGAGAGCGCUGCGGGUCUGCCGUCGUCCUCAUGGCUGGAAGCCGAAGCCUUCGAUGGCAACCGCAGCCUGGCGCUCUCAUCGGCGGCCCUGGAUUUCCACGUGAACCCGUGGGACAUCAUGCUGUGCCUGUCGGGGACGGUGAUCGCCUGCGAGAACGCCAUCGUGGUGGCCAUCAUCUUCUACUCGCCAACGCUGCGUAACCCCAUGUUCGUCCUGAUCGGCAGCCUCGCCACCGCUGACCUCCUGGCCGGCAUGGGAUUAAUCCUGAACUUUGCGUUCCAGUAUCUGGUCUCGUCCGAGACCAUCAGCCUUAUCACGGUGGGAUUCCUGGUGGCUUCCUUCACAGCGUCCAUCAGCAGCCUGCUGGCCAUCACGGUCGACCGCUAUCUGUCACUGUACAACGCCUUGACGUACUUCUCCGAGAAGACGCUGCAUUACGUGCACCUGAUGCUGGUGGGAACGUGGGGUGCGUCGCUCGCCCUGGGACUGCUGCCCAUUUUGGGCUGGAACUGCUUGGACGACGCGUCCACCUGCAGCAUCGUGCGUCCGCUCAAGCGCACCAACCUCACCCUGCUGGCCGCGUCCUUCUUCGUCAUCUUCGCCCUCAUGCUCAGCCUGUACUUCAAGAUCUGCAAAAUAGUUUGUCGGCACGCGCACCAGAUCGCGCUGCAGCAGCACUUCUUCACCACCUCGCACUACGUGGCCACCAAGAAGGGCGUCUCCACGCUCGCCAUCAUCCUGGGCACGUUCGGCGCCAGCUGGCUGCCGUUCGCCAUUUACUGUCUGGUCGGGGAGCGCGAGUAUCCGCAGGUGUACACGUACGCCACGCUGCUCCCCGCCACGUACAACUCCAUGAUCAACCCCAUCAUCUACGCCUACCGCAACCCCGAGAUCCAGCGCUCCAUUUACAUGCUCUUCUGCGGCUGCUUUCAGAGCAACGGCUCGUACCGCUCCAGAUCGCCCAGCGAGGUGUAGAUCUUUGCUUUUCAACCCUGGAACAGUUUAUCCAACCUUUAGACAACAUUUUUUUUGUUGCUGUUGAGCAUCAUAUUUGAUACAUCAGGCUUUUAUGGCUAAUAUAGUCUGAUAUAGUGAGAGAAACAAACGCUAGAGGGCCAAACUUCAGUUUAUAUGCUCAAAAAUAAAGGUAAUGCAAAUCAAUGAGAUCUUUAUUAAUAUAAAUAUCUCCCAAUAAUGUGAUUUUUAAAUUCUUAGUUUAUGAUCAAAGCUCUGUAGUUUUAAAACAUAUAAUGCAAUGCAAUACAAUGAUGAUUGAGAGAUGAACAAAUAAACCUUCCUCAAAAGCCUGAUGAUCAUAUUUGAUACUCAUGAUUUUUCUACUGAACGAUGUCUGGAUAAUCAAGUAAACCGAAGUUGAAAUAUUACUAACAAUAUCAAAGUUAUUCUUACGUUUACUUGAUAAAAAUCAGUGCAGAUUUGACAGCAGAAAGACACGUGAAGCGGAGGACGUUUGUACAAUUAUACUAAAAGACUUUUACUGGAUAAAACAGUCUAAACUAUCAAUCAGACGACAGAAGGACUGGAGGAGAUUGCCUGCAUCAUUUAGAGGCCUUAGAAAUCCACGUGUCACAUACAAUACAGUAGGAUUUAUAGGGUUAAACACUCUCGUUCAUGUGCAUAAGUAUAAAUAUGGCGCUCAAAGUGUCUGUUGUUCAAUUGCACUUUACUGAGACCAGGACGUCUCGACACGCUGUGAACAAGCAACAACCCGCAUCGAGAAUGUAUAUUUAUAUUAUUUAUAAGCCACAUGUUGCACUUUACUGUACAAAUCUAGAUGCCAAAGCAGUAUUGCGUAGGCCUACGUGUUUUACUCAUGUGAUGGGUUUUCUAUUUUGUAAUGUUGUCCAUGAAUGUACAUUUUAUACAAAACAGUGAACACAAAAUAAAACAUGAAAAGCUCAAGAAAAAUGGACUGUUUUUUUUAUUGCUUUGUCGGGUCAAAGUGUGUGAGGAACUAAAGUAAUAAUGCAAAGGACAGUCCAACUAAAAAUGAUCAUUCUGUCAUCAUUUACUCAUUCAUGUCGUUCCAAGCCCA
Messenger RNA from Ctenopharyngodon idella (grass carp), 2412 nucleotides. RefSeq names its product G-protein coupled receptor 6. Gene Ontology annotation, molecular function: sphingosine-1-phosphate receptor activity. Gene Ontology annotation, biological process: G protein-coupled receptor signaling pathway. Gene Ontology annotation, cellular component: membrane. The record is from RefSeq and is a predicted model, not a curated record. Bases 333 to 1331 code for a protein of 332 amino acids. The transcript has 2 exons. NCBI's taxonomy places the organism in Eukaryota, Metazoa, Chordata, Actinopteri, Cypriniformes, Xenocyprididae.